GGCAAUCAUAUUCUCCGCCAGAGAAAAAACGGAGACCGGUGCGGAGAGCUUCCCUAUUUAAUCCCCUCUCAGGGUUCGCCCCUCACCAUGAGUUACCCUUGACCUCACAAUCUUCUCGAAAGAUAACCUUCAUCUAAAUCAUGGCGUCCAUGUCUACCUCUUCCCUCUCCGCCGCCUCCAGAUCCCUCCUCUUCGACCACCAUCACAACUCCUUUCUCGGUGGCGGCCUUCCCACCCGCGUAACUCCGGUCUCACCCGCCGCCUCCGUUCGCUCCCCCUCCAUAUCCGCCAAAUAUGACAUCCAAUCCUUCAAAUUCGAACCCAUCCGCGAAUCCAUCGUAUCCCGCGAGAUGACCCGCCGCUACAUGACCGACAUGAUAACCUACGCCGAUACCGACGUCGUCAUCGUCGGCGCAGGCUCUGCCGGCCUCUCCUGCGCCUACGAACUCUCCAAGGACCCCUCCAUCCGCGUCGCAAUCAUCGAGCAAUCCGUCUCCCCUGGUGGCGGGGCCUGCCAGCUCUUCUCCGCCAUGGUGGUUCGCAAGCCAGCCCAUCUCUUCCUUGACGAGGUUGGUGUCCCGUAUGACGACAACCACGAGUCCUACGUGGUCGUCCGCCACGCCGCGCUGUUUACCUCGACCAUCAUGGCUAAAGUUCUUGCCCGCCCCAACGUGAAGCUGUUCAACGCCGUGGCAGCUGAAGAUUUGAUUGUAAAGCAGGGGAGAGUAGCCGGAGUGGUGACUAAUUGGGCGUUGGUUUCGAUGAAUCAUGAUACCCAGAGCUGUAUGGAUCCGAAUGUGAUGGAAGCGAGGGUUGUGGUGAGUUCUUGCGGCCAUGACGGUCCUUUUGGGGCAUCAGGGGUGAAGAGGCUGAAGGCGAUCGGGAUGAUCGAUCAUGUGCCGGGUAUGAAAGCGCUUGAUAUGAACACGGCGGAGGAUGCUAUUGUUAGGCUUACAAGGGAAGUCGUACCCGGUAUGAUUGUUACAGGUAUGGAGGUUGCAGAGAUUGAUGGGGCUCCCAGGAUGGGACCGACUUUUGGAGCGAUGAUGAUCUCGGGACAGAAGGCAGCGCACUUGGCUCUUAAGGCCCUCGGAAGGCCAAAUGGGAUCGACAAAACCGUUGGAUCGGUGCAUCCUGAAAUGGUGAUCGCCUCAUCCGACGGCGCGGAUGUGGUCGAGGCCGGGAUUCCUACUUAAUACUCUUGUUCGGAAAAAUAGGUCCGGAGCACGGCGUGGAACGCGUGGUACCACUUUCUCUCAUAAAAGAGUCUCGUGAAUCGUAAUCGUUUUUUUCUGCUUUUGUUUUUCGGAAGUUUAUGUAAUAUUUAAUUUGCCUUUAGAUUAAGACAUCCACUUUGUUAUUUAAUUGGGAUUAUCAUUGUAUUUUAA
This is a messenger RNA of Phalaenopsis equestris, 1388 nucleotides long. RefSeq names its product thiamine thiazole synthase 2, chloroplastic. The coding region runs from base 141 to 1196 and encodes 351 amino acids. Lineage: Eukaryota; Viridiplantae; Streptophyta; Magnoliopsida; Asparagales; Orchidaceae. The transcript is spliced from 2 exons. Gene Ontology annotation, biological process: thiamine biosynthetic process. The record is from RefSeq and is a predicted model, not a curated record.